Messenger RNA from Orbilia oligospora ATCC 24927, 546 nucleotides. RefSeq lists its product as uncharacterized. Gene Ontology annotation, cellular component: cytoplasm. Gene Ontology annotation, biological process: 'de novo' NAD+ biosynthetic process from L-tryptophan; quinolinate metabolic process. The transcript is spliced from 3 exons. Lineage: Eukaryota; Fungi; Ascomycota; Orbiliomycetes; Orbiliales; Orbiliaceae. Gene Ontology annotation, molecular function: iron ion binding; 3-hydroxyanthranilate 3,4-dioxygenase activity. The record is from RefSeq and is a predicted model, not a curated record. The coding region runs from base 1 to 546 and encodes 181 amino acids.
AUGCCUAUUUCUAGCCCGUUGAACUUGCCGAAGUGGCUCAAGGAGAACUCGCAUCUCCUCCAACCCCCAAUCAACAACUACUGCGUCUACAAUGAAGACUUCACCGUCAUGAUCGUAGGCGGCGCCUCCGGUAACGCCCGCACAGACUACCACAUCAACACCACCCCCGAAUGGUUCUACCAAUACAAAGGCCCCAUGGUCCUAAAAAUCGUAGACGACGGCGUCUUCCGUGACAUCAUCAUCCGCGAAGGUGACAUGUUCCUCCUCCCGCCGAAUACCCCCCACAACCCCGUCCGCUUCGCCGAUACCGUCGGCAUAGUUCUCGAACAGAAGCGUCCCGAGGGAAACCUCGAUCGACUCAGAUGGUACUGUCAGGAUUGCAAAGAAGUGGUGUAUGAAGAUUCAUUCUAUUGUACUGAUUUGGGUACUCAGAUCAAAGAGGCGGUUAAUAAGUUUAGGAGUGAUGAUAGUCUAAGGACCUGUAAGAAUUGUGGGGCUUUGGCGGAGGUUGAGAGGACAAAGGAUAGUCUGCCGGAUCUUGAUUAA